AUGACGGUUGCUCAGACACAUCAAUUCAGUAGUACUGCCUCCCUUGGUAAGCACUACCGUGAGGUGCACAAACACCGAUUGGAGAUUCGCCAGGGCCCCAACACGCGACAGCUAGAAGACGACCUUGUCCGGUGGUAUUACCUGUUUGCUGGUAGAAUCAGCCACAACUGGUCUCCCAGAAAGGCAAAGCACCGUGGCUUCUCCCCAGAACUUGGAUCCAGGCCAAGCAUUCAACGACUCCUGCCAACGGGUCCGCCCACGCCCCUCUACGGCCCUGGAGCUCGUGUCCAGGCAUCUUCUUCCCGGCGCCCUCGCCGUGGCCAGGAAUACGACUCUGCAACAGAUUUCGAGGGAUUCCCAGACGACAACGCCGGCCGCGAGUCCGCCGCUGCCGCUGCCGCCAAGUAUGCAGCGCCUCUUCGUACAGAGGAUAGGGGCGAAACUUCGCUAUCGGCACUACGUGCUGCUCGUCGUGGCAAGCAGAAAGCCACCUCAACUCUGAUAGAGAACCCCGACUAA
This is a messenger RNA of Fusarium musae, 519 nucleotides long. RefSeq lists its product as uncharacterized. The coding region runs from base 1 to 519 and encodes 172 amino acids. NCBI's taxonomy places the organism in Eukaryota, Fungi, Ascomycota, Sordariomycetes, Hypocreales, Nectriaceae. The transcript has 5 exons. The record is from RefSeq and is a predicted model, not a curated record.